AUGGUAAAUAUGAAAAACCUCUACCUCUACCAUAUCAUUUAUGAAUCUAUGACAGCCUGUUUAAAACAAUUUAUUUGUUUAUUAAUUUUACUAAGCCCCCACAUUGCUAUUGCUAAUGAAGUGCUACCCCCAAAAAAGGUCAAUUGGCCAUUUGAAGGAGCCUUCGGUACAGUAGACCGAAAAGCUGCGCAGCGAGGGUUUCAAGUCUAUAAAGAAGUUUGUGCCGCUUGUCAUGGCUUAUAUAAUUUAUACUACCGUAAUCUUAAAGAUUUAGGUUUUUCUGAUGCAGAAAUAAAAGAAAUAGCAAAAAGUUAUACUAUCCAAGAUGGACCCAAUGACCUUGGUGAAAUGUUUGAAAGAGCAGCCCUACCAUCUGACCAUUUUAGCCGCCCCUACCCUAAUGAGCAAGCAGCUCGGGCUGCCAACAAUGGAGCUUACCCUCCCGAUCUAUCGUUAAUUAUUAAAGCACGCUCUAAUGGAGCUAAUUACCUCUACUCUUUACUCACCGGCUAUACUAACCCCCCUGACCAUUUUAAAUUAAUGACAGGAUUACACUAUAAUCCCUAUUUUCCUGGUAGUCAGCUGGCAAUGCCUGCGCCUUUAACUGAUGGUCAGGUUAGCUAUAUCGACGGUACAGAGGCGUCAGUAGAACAAAUGGCUAUGGACGUCACAAAUUUCCUACAAUGGGCAGCUGAGCCUGAGAUGGAAAACCGUAAAUCUCUAGGCUUAAAAGUCAUAUUAUUUUUAGUAGUCUUUACUAUUUUUUUUGUUAUUUCUAAAAAUCGCAUCUGGCAGAAUGUCAAGUAA
Messenger RNA from Didymodactylos carnosus, 807 nucleotides. The record is from the annotation of a GenBank genome assembly. Lineage: Eukaryota; Metazoa; Rotifera; Eurotatoria; Philodinida; Philodinidae.